AUCACGGCAGAACAGUUUUUUUACAGCUGUCAAAAAGUGUCAAGCAUCGAUUGAUAUUUACCAAGCAAUUUAUUUAUCGCAAAGAUAAUAUUACUUUUUUUUUUUUUUUUCAAAACAAUAUUUAUAACGAGCAUCAUUUGAAGGUGCGCAUUAAUUGCUGUAAUUAUUUAUUUUAAAAGUUUAACUAUUGGAAAAUUAUAAAAAUGUCACAGAUACCUAGUGAUGCUUCACAAGGAGCUGCGUCUUCAUCAGACCCAAACCUAGUAUCAUCACAAAUGCCAAUGCCAAUGUUGACCGUGGAUUUACCAAGUAACUCUGGCUUCAAUGAUUAUCUUCGACCACAUCAAAACACAUUUCCAAUGAGCAUGGAUGAUUUACCACCACCAAAGCUAGAUUUCUCAGCACCACCUCCAUAUGAAUUGGCUACAAAAUUACCAAGUUAUGAAGAAGUACAACGUGAAAAAACACUUCAUGGUGAACCAAUUCCCCAUGGACCAAUUAAUAUCAGUGGAGUAAGAACUCAACAACCAUUAACAAUUCUGGCACUUGAUCCAAUAAGUGCCACUGAAGUUGAUCCAGAAAGUGGUUUACUUGGUACUGAUUUUACUUUUUACACAGUAUUUUUGCUUGCAUUUUUUUUUAAUUGGAUUGGAUUUUUAUUGUCAAUGUGUUUUUGUCACACAAUUGCUGCACGAUAUGGUGCUCUUGCUGGAUUUGGUCUUUCAUUGACAAAAUGGACUGUAAUUGUCAAGCAUUCAACUGAUUUGGCAUCACGUUCUAAUUCAUGGCUAUGGUGGUUAAUCAUGGCACUUGGAAUUAUUAUUUGCUUACGUGCUGUUACUCAAUAUUUAAAUAUAAAACGUGGAUGGAAAUUAUUGUCUGGCAGUGCUCAAGAACGUCUGCUAUUUUUUUACUAAAUAUUCAUAUUUAUCUAUUUAUGUUUAAAGAGAUUAUUUACAAGAUAAAAAAAAAAAAAAACAAAAAGUUAAUUUGACCCAGUGAUGAUACUACAUAGAGUAUCUUGCAUUUUUCGUUUAUUUCUUUUUGAAAUUUAAAUUUGCACGAUAUAAUAAUCGAUAACACAUAUGAUAAAUAUUAAUUUCUAUAGUGUAGAUUGUUAUUCAAACGAAAGACUUGAAUGAAGAUGGUAAAUUACCAAAAGAAUUAAUUAUUUUAAUUUUUUUUUUGGUUUUACAAAAGAUUAAAUUGUGAUUGGAUUUGAUGGUUUUUAGCAUACAAUGUUGCUUUUAAUGUUUAAGGUGCUAAUUAAUUAUCGUAUAUACUUUGCGCCAUUAAAUAAUAUUAUAUAUAUAUAUGUUCUUUGAUAAGUCAAAAUAAGGAAUCAAAAACAAGUGUAGUAAUUUCAUUACAGCUUUUUAUUUAUCGUACUAAAAAAUCAAGUUUAAAAAUAAUCAUUAGAUGUGAUUAUUAUUUUAGAUUAAUAUAUUUAAUAUAACAAAGUAUAUUUCAUAUUAUUAAUGCAAAAAAAUAAAUAACAAAAAUUGUAAAAAUAUUAACUAAUCGUUUUUUAGAAAAAUCUCAUUAUUUUAUUUUAUUAAUUUUAUUAUUUCCACAAUGUGAUAAGUGUUACAAUAAAAAAAUGAAAAGAAAAAUUUUAAAAAUUUACUAAUUCGAAAAUAAAAUAAAAAACUAUUAACAAUGUAUAUUUUUAUGAUUAAUAAUUAUAAAUAUUAUUUUGAUUUAAACGAAAAAAAAAAGAAAAUAUUUAUUUUAAAUUUUUUACAUUUUUAAAAAUUUUCCUAAAAUCAAUAAAUAAAUAUUAUAUUUUAAUCUAAAUUAAAAAAAAUUAUGUAAAUUUGUGAUUAAUAAUAAUAUGCAAUAAAAAACAAAAAAAAAAACAUUUAAUUUAAUAUUAAA
This is a messenger RNA of Aphidius gifuensis, 1878 nucleotides long. RefSeq names its product NEDD4 family-interacting protein 1-like (gene Ndfip). The record is from RefSeq and is a predicted model, not a curated record. Bases 204 to 917 code for a protein of 237 amino acids. Gene Ontology annotation, molecular function: WW domain binding. The transcript is spliced from 6 exons. Gene Ontology annotation, cellular component: Golgi apparatus; endoplasmic reticulum; perinuclear region of cytoplasm. Gene Ontology annotation, biological process: metal ion transport; vacuolar transport; ubiquitin-dependent protein catabolic process. NCBI's taxonomy places the organism in Eukaryota, Metazoa, Arthropoda, Insecta, Hymenoptera, Braconidae.